GUUUAUAAAAGCAGGUGUAUUAAACUGGAUUUUCAGUAUAUUUCGUUUAUGUGCAUUCAAGUUUUGUAAACAAGAUGCGUAUUAUAUCUCCAUGGUCAAUCAUUGCAGUGUCAGCAGCUCUGGCUGUUGUAGUUAGUAUAACUCCUGACACCUACUUUGAGUGUGAGCAGUACCCAGGAGAUCAGUGGGACCAGAUAGAUAAAACAAACAGGGAAUGCAUGAGGGAGAAUGUUGACGGGGUGGAUACAAUGUUCUGCCGACACUGGGAAUGUGCCCAACUUACGUGUCCAGAAGAGGAACAACUAACCUGGAUGGAUGGCUGCAAAUCAUGUCAAGGAUUUUGCUCCUCUGGUGGAACAAUUUACCCAGAGGGUUCGAAUUUUAUCUGUGCGGACAACACCAAUUAUUGCAGCUGUAUGGAAGGUGGUGGGUUUGCAUCUACACAAAUGGGAUUCACGCGCCAAAAGUUUUGUAAUGCUACUAUCGUUGACCAGUAAUUCAAAAAUAAAUCUACGCUUCUCAUUCAAGGAAGAAGCA
Messenger RNA from Magallana angulata, 537 nucleotides. RefSeq lists its product as uncharacterized. The record is from RefSeq and is a predicted model, not a curated record. The transcript is spliced from 4 exons. Bases 75 to 497 code for a protein of 140 amino acids. Lineage: Eukaryota; Metazoa; Mollusca; Bivalvia; Ostreida; Ostreidae.